AUGCUUGUCCAAGAAUCCCUUUCAGGGGAAACCCUAUUUGACUCCAAACACAUACAUGUCGACACAUUAGAUGAAGCAUAUGAAACGCUUUCUCUAAGUGAUCUCCCUUUGUAUAGUGAUCAAAGUGCUGAUUGGGACCAAGAUUAUUUGUCUUUAGCCCAAUCACAUGGCUCUGCCUCCUCCUCCCAGCAGGAUUGUUUCGAGUUCUUUAGUCAAGAACUCGAUCCCUCUACCGCCACGACUACCGUUUUCCCACAAGAGAACAUCAUGUUCUGUGGAAAGCUCAUUCCUUACGAGCAACCAUUCAGCACUAAAAAAGACUCAUCAACCACAGUUGUCCAGAAUAAGAGGCAGAGAAACGACAAGAAAAAGUGUCGUUGGAGCCAGUUUAGGUGGAAGUUCAAUUCCGGCAGAGGUUCAAAGAAUAGAACGAAAAGUACAACCCUCAUGCAGAAGAAAAACUGCGUGGGAUUGUAUGAGUUGCCAAAGAAAACGUACAACACCACUAAGCUUGGAAAAGGGCAUGGUCCCAUGCACAAAAUGUCCAUUUUGACCUCAUCCUCGUCAGGGAAGUUAGCUAAAUGGCACUUGUUCUUAUUCGGGAUUUCAAGAUUUCCGACAGAGGUGGAGCUAAGAGAUAUCAAGAGCCGACAGAUCACCCGCCGACAGUGUCCAUCACCGCCACCGAUGUUUAAGUUUCAAAAUCGGGACGAUGAGGUAAUAAAUGAGCAAAGAAACAACAGAGGAUGGGGGUUGUGGGGGCUGAUAAGGGCACUAAGUUGCGGCUGA
Sesamum indicum (sesame) is the source of this 789-nucleotide messenger RNA. RefSeq lists its product as uncharacterized. NCBI's taxonomy places the organism in Eukaryota, Viridiplantae, Streptophyta, Magnoliopsida, Lamiales, Pedaliaceae. The record is from RefSeq and is a predicted model, not a curated record.